Molecule: messenger RNA, 425 nt
Organism: Daphnia pulex (common water flea)
Lineage: Eukaryota; Metazoa; Arthropoda; Branchiopoda; Diplostraca; Daphniidae
Exons: 2
Coding region: 28-345 (105 amino acids)
Source: RefSeq, a predicted model, not a curated record
UUACGUUCGAGCUACUUAGUUGAAAAAAUGUUUCUAACGGAUUUGGAAAUUUCGCAAGUUGAUUCACUAAUCGCUGGACCAAUGGUGAUGAAGCACCUAAGCAAUAAGUUAGAGGGCGCAAAAUCAGCAAAAACGGCUCUGGAACAAGCAAUGUAUUCCAGAGAAGUGCUUUACGUUUUACGAGACCAUUGCCCGAAUUACGUUAAAUCGGAAACGUGGACUGUGGUUUGUGAAAUAAUCCAUAACCCAGAUUACUUCACUGGGGAAAAGCCAUUGAAAGAAGGUGAAUGGAAACUGAAGAGAGGUCGUUUUCUGAUGAAAGCCGCUUCGAUCAUGUACGUCUAAAGGAUGCCCGAGCCAUGGAUGUAGAAUCCAAAAAAAUGGAUCUUUUCAAAAAUAUUUUCAAAAACAAGCCCAAGCGUCGA